UUUAACCAAUCGAAAUUUUGUUUAGAAGAAUAAUCAAAGAAAAUCGGAGUUUCAUCGGUGUAAUGAUUCGUUAAGAGUGAAAUUCAAGGACGUCGAAGGAGAAUGAAGUUAAAACGAAGGGUAAUUCGCGGAUCUGUUUGAGAAAUAAUUUCGAAGAGCGUUGGAUCAAACGAUAUAAUCGAUUCGAUUUCUUUUUAAUUUUUUUAUUUAUUUAUUUAUUUAUUUAUUUUCUUCGUUUAAUUCGAAUCGAUCAGGAUGUACAGUCUGUACAGAGCUUGGUUCGGCGACGAAAGUGCCGCGGAUAAUUAUAAUCGUUUGCAAGAAACCCUAUCGCCGCCUGAUACAGUGAUCAGAGUUGGAAACGAGGGUGAGCAUCAGUUCAUUGCACACAAGGGCAUUUUAGCGGCACACAGUGGCUAUCUGAAGGCUUUGCUGGCCAGUGCAGCAGCUAGUUCGAGCAGUGGACCAAACUUUGGUGGGUCUUGUGGUGGAUUGAAUUCGGCAAGUUCCAGUAACUCGACUACAACUGGGAUCGGUGGACAACACACUCGACAGCCGGUUACUUCCGUCUCGGUGUCUUCGAUCGGUGGAGAAGCAUUUGCGCCAUUGUUAAAUUACAUGUACACCGGUCGACUCGAGGUAACAUUGGACAACGUGUACAGUGUACUAUUGGCAACUCAUUUGUUACAUAUGCCUGGUGCAUUGGAACAAUGCAGAGCUGCUUUGCUCAGAUUAAGAGGACCGCCCCCUUUGCCAACGCCGAUACCAAUAACACCAACUUCGACAUCAACGUCGACGUCGAGUUCAGGUCCUGGAAAUAUAUUGAGACCCAUACCAAACAGAUUGGUAUUAGGGCCACCACUUUGUUGGCCUCAAACGAGUUCAAUUUAUCCUUCAACCGCGACAGCACCAGGAUCCGUCGGCCUAACACCACAUUUGCCUCAAAUGCAACCAACGACUGUACUGAUACCACCUUCCGUUUCACCAAACGUUUCGGUCAUUCCUACAUUAACUAGUCAAGAGACUCAAGAACCUAACACGCAUUACAGCUCGAGCAACCGAGAUAUCUCAAGAUCACCAAGAUCAUCUCCGUCGCGAUUAAACAAAAGAACGAUCAACGUCGUUAAAUCUAGAUCCCAUUCAAGAUCUACGACACCAGAUACCAUUUCACCAACGUCUUCUCUUCCAUACGUCAAUGCUGCGGCCGCGGCAUUCAACGCGUUUGCAUCGAGGUCAUCCUCGCCAUCGGUAGCGUCACGUUCAUCGUCGUUAUCGCGAUCGCCAUCGCCAACGUCACGCAGAGGAAAGAAAACUAAUCCGAUAGAUCGACGAGAAAUUACGAAUUCUAAACAGGAGUUACGUACAACGACAACAACUGAUAUCAUCUCGACGGGUCAAACUGGACGGUCCAAUGAAAAUACCAAUUCGAUCGUAGGCUCACCUACGAGAAUUAACAACAGCGAUAAUCCAAAAUGUUCAACGAUGUCAACGACGACGACAACGACCGAUGUUGAUCGCGGCAGGCCGCCAUCGCACAGACGCAAAAAUCGUAUCGCUAACAACAACUCUUCUAACAACGUUAACGACCCUUCCUCCUCUUCUUCUUCCGGCAGUGUUUUGUCGGUAGUUUACGACGUUGCUUGUUGUGACGGACCCGUGAAGUUUCAUCGUGUUUUAAACGAAAACUAUACCGUACCCCAGUCACGUUUACAAAGGCAUUGCAUCGAUGAUAAUACCAGGCCACCUCCUCCUAUUGAGAACGACGAAAAUGGUGGCUCAGGUACUACUAGAGUACGAAAUUGUCCUACGGAUCCUAUAAUAACUACGCAAACGACAGAUUCUGGCAACAACGUUGGAAGUUACAGUUGUGGUUAUUGCAGGCAUACUUUCAAGUCCCAAUAUUGUUACAGAAAGCACGCCAAGAGACACUUGUUGCCAACGAGAUCGAACGGCGAUACAACAGCACCAAUUGAAAGAAAUCGACAGGAUAAUAAUUCGAGAAACAAAAGGGAGGUCAGACUUCUCGAUUUGAACGUUCAAUAUUAUCCGUGUAAAAUUUGCGGAUGUAAAUUUCCGAGUUAUUACUUCGUACACAAGCAUAGAAAAUUAUGUCACGCUAAUGUCGAUGACAAUACUCGAGUUAACAACAGAGAUGAUGUCGUUACGUUCAAUGAUCAAGAAUCAACGAGCCAACCCGUAGACGAUACGACGCCGCAACGUGAAUGAAAAAAAAAAUGACAAAGAAAAGCAAAA
Messenger RNA from Vespula pensylvanica (western yellowjacket), 2253 nucleotides. RefSeq names its product mucin-5AC. The transcript is spliced from 3 exons. The coding region runs from base 256 to 2226 and encodes 656 amino acids. Gene Ontology annotation, molecular function: DNA-binding transcription factor activity, RNA polymerase II-specific; RNA polymerase II cis-regulatory region sequence-specific DNA binding; protein binding. The record is from RefSeq and is a predicted model, not a curated record. Gene Ontology annotation, biological process: regulation of transcription by RNA polymerase II. NCBI's taxonomy places the organism in Eukaryota, Metazoa, Arthropoda, Insecta, Hymenoptera, Vespidae.